This is a messenger RNA of Phragmites australis (common reed), 1247 nucleotides long. RefSeq lists its product as uncharacterized. The record is from RefSeq and is a predicted model, not a curated record. The transcript has 6 exons. NCBI's taxonomy places the organism in Eukaryota, Viridiplantae, Streptophyta, Magnoliopsida, Poales, Poaceae. Bases 312 to 845 code for a protein of 177 amino acids.
CUUGUAGAGGCCUCGGUGCCAUGAACAUUGCUGUAAUUUUCAAAUAUCAAGUGGGUGUCUAUACAUGAUCCAGCGCUAUAAAAAAACCCGUACUCGACAUCGUCUUCUCCCCGCAUGCUCUUCAGACAGAGAGGGGAGAGCGAGGGAGAAUCUUCCGUCCCCAAAAAGAGCAAAGUGUCAGCCCUUUCCAUCAUUCCUCCUUCCCAACGAACGAGCAGAAGUCGCAAACAACAAAAGAGAAGGCAUCAGAAGCUGGCUGCUGCGCACGACACGCAGCAGAGCACCGCCAGUUCGCCACAGAGGUCCAGGGCAUGGCGGACGCCGCCUCAAACCAUCCUGUUCUUGCACCUGGCGAUGUUGGGCAAUCGAGCUCCGGCGCCAAUAAUUCAUCCGCCGCGGCCGGCGGGUUCGUCGCACUGGACGUCGGCGCGCUGUCGUCCCUCUCCGGCGACGUCGGCCCACCGGGCACGCCCGCGGCCGCCGCGCCCCCGCGGACACCCAAGGUGAUGAGGUCGCUGUCGCGGAAGGGCGAAAGGAAGCCGGCCGACGGCGACGCCAAUGGCACCGCCGGUGGUGGUGAGAAGCCGCAGCUCUUCGUGCACGUGGCGGGCGGCGACCUCGGGGACGCCCGCCUCGUCGUCCACACGCCGGUGACCGGCACGCCUGGAGGGAAGUCCCGACGCCUGGGCCGGCGGCCGGCGCCGUGGCUCGAUCCCCGAAGGGUGGUCCUCCUCUUCGCCACGCUGUCUAGCGUGGGAACGUUGAUCCUGCUCUACUUCACCCUGUCCAUGAGCAAGACAGACGCCGCCGGAGGGGCCUCCGGCUCUGCCAGCGACGCCCGGUGAAACGCCGGCCGUCGUAGGUGAAGCAACUUUCGUAUUGUUCCGAGAAUUUAUGGACAAGAUGUCUUGCAAAGACUGCGAGCGAUACUGUAAUCCGUGCAUAAAAUUUGUGGUGCUAUGGAGGUCUAAAAGGUCACAGAGGAAUAUAGAGUGAACGGCAGUGAGCAGAUUAGGCUGGUUGGGAUUUGAUGGAUAAGUUUGUGAUGGUAGUUCGUUCUAUCCUGGUUUCUUCUGACCUUUUUCCUUUUAUUUUCUCUGAUUACUCGGACGAGUACAUGUCGCAUCAGAGCGAUAAUACUGAUGUAUUUUCAUUCCUUGCUAAAUUUGCACACACAAGUAUACAAAAAAGACGCUGAUGUAUUCCAAAGAAUUGUAUUCAAUCGAGUGCGACUUCUUGAAGCAGUA